This is a messenger RNA of Funneliformis geosporum, 657 nucleotides long. Lineage: Eukaryota; Fungi; Glomeromycota; Glomeromycetes; Glomerales; Glomeraceae. The record is from the annotation of a GenBank genome assembly.
AUGCUUAACCAAACCAUCAUCGACAAUAUUUCCAAAAAACUAGAACUCCGCCAACCAAAUAAAGAAGCAAUUCAAGCCUCUUUAAGCCAUUAUUACAAUUCAGAAAACAAUCCGCAAAAAUUAUCUGAACAUAUUCUCUCCGUAGCUACCGGGGUUGGAAAAACCUAUAUCAUGGCGGCUAUUUUAAACUAUUUAGCCGAAGCCGAAAAGAUAACUAAUUUUUUAAUUGUUGCUCCUGGAAAAAUAAUCAGAGAAAAGACCAUUAACAACUUUUCACUCAAUAAACCUAAUUCCUUGGCUGAUAAAUUAACCAUUAAACCACCCCAUAUUAUUGAUAUCAAAAAUUUUCACACUGCCAAAACUACUGACAAAAAUUCUGCUAAAUUAUUUAUUUUUACAGUUCAAUCUUUAACCCAAGCCAAAGGCAAGACCGCUCGCAAAACUAGUAAUUAUGAUGAAGUAUUGGGUCAAUCUUUACGGGAACAUUUAAGUAAAUUAGAUGAUUUGGUUAUUUUUGCUGACGAACACCAUUUAUAUUACGGGGAAAAGUUUUCCGAAGCCAUUCGAGAACUAAAACCAAAAAUUUUAAUUGGACUAACUGGCACUCCGCAUGAAAAAACACCAGCCGAGGAAAUUAUUUUUGAAUAUCCUUUAUGA